UGUGUGUGUGUGUGUGUGUGUGUGUGCGUGCGUGCGUGUGUGUGUUCGUGUGUGCCUGAUUGCGCGCCACCUCUCCAUCAGUGCGUGUGCACGAGGGUCCGCAAAGCCGCUGCUGCAGAAGCAUUCAACAAACUUUGAUGAGCUCUUACCUAAACCGAGCUAACAAAAACAAACCCGGAUUAAAACUGGACUAACACAUUUUUUUUUAAUAUAAUUUAAAAAGGUUUAAUUCGGCUGGAUCAAGGUGUCACAAUGGAAAGCACCCCGGUUGAAAUAUUCAAAGAAGAUAACAGUAAGUGCCUCUCCACGCUGCUGGACGACUGCGCAGUGAAUUCUUCAGGCUGGGUGUCCGGAUACUCGGAGAACCGCAAUCUGACCCACGAUGACAGCUGGGAGCAGGAGGGCAUGUCUCCCAUCAUCCCCAUCAUCACCGCAGUCUACUCCGUGGUGUUUGUGGUCGGCUUGCUGGGCAAUUGCCUCGUCAUGUAUGUGAUCAUCAGGUACACAAAGAUGAAGACGGCCACCAACAUUUACAUUUUCAACUUAGCGCUCGCCGACGCCCUCGUCACCACCACCAUGCCCUUCCAGAGCACCGACUACCUGCUGAACACAUGGCCCUUCGGUGAGGUAGUUUGCAAGGUCUUCAUCGCCAUCGACUACUACAACAUGUUCACCAGCAUCUUCACUCUCACCAUGAUGAGCGUGGAUCGAUACGUGGCCGUGUGCCAUCCGGUUAAAGCCCUGGACUUCCGCACCCCGAUCAAAGCCAAGAUGAUCAAUGUGUGCAUCUGGAUUCUGUCCUCGGCAGCAGGGAUCCCUGCUUUCGUUCUGGGUGGCACCCAAACCAAGAGCGAAAUAACCGAGUGUGCCUUACAGUUCCCCGAGCCGUACGUGUACUGGGACACGCUGAUGAAGAUAUGUGUGUUCGUCUUCGCCUUCGUCGUGCCUGUCCUCAUCAUCACCGUGUGCUACUCCCUCAUGGUCCUGAGGCUGAAGAGCGUCCGGAUGUUGUCCGGCUCGAGGGAAAAAGACCGUAACCUGCGCCGGAUCACGCGGCUGGUGGUGGUUGUGGUGGCCGUGUUUGUGGUCUGCUGGACGCCCAUUCACAUCUUCAUCCUGGUGAAGGCGCUAGUGAGCGUGCCCGAAACCACCGCCGUCAUGGCCGCCUACUUCUUCUGUGUGGCACUGGGCUACACAAACAGCAGCCUCAACCCCGUCCUCUACGCAUUCUUGGACGAGAACUUCAAGCGCUGCUUCAAAGACUUCUGCGUCUCGGCCAAACUGAAGAGUGAGAAGAUGUCAGGGAACAGGAAGGCGGCCGGCGGUGUGAGAGAGAACGCCGUGCCCCUGGAGAACCACGAUGGGACUAGAAAACCUGCAUGACUAGCAGUGGAACUGUCAUCAAUUUCACACAUUGGAAAAGAGGACUCGCAUGACCUGGGCCUGACCCAUGUCACAUCCACGAUGUAGUCUGGACUCUGUUACAGAGACUGGAUGUGUUUUCAUUUACAUUUUCCAACACUGAGCUGACGUCAUUUAGGCGAUUACAUGAAAGUGACACGUACUAAGUUGUGUAUGUUUUUCUCACCUCUUGUUUCCGAACCUGUUUUCACGUUCAGGUGUUUAUUUCCUCAUGGUUACUGCUAUGUAAGCUGUUAUCAUUUUGAAUGUGAAGUUUAGGAGAAUUUGUUUUAAGCAGCACGUAAAAACAAAUGUGAUCAACGUUAGCCUUUUUAAACCGCAGGUCACGUCUACCUGUUCACACACUGAUGGCAGAAGCUGCUGUGUAAAGUGUCCAUCAGAAGUAACUAAUCCAGUCAUACACAUUCACACACCGAGGACGAAGCAGCGGGAGCAACUUGGGGUUAAAUGUCUUACCAAAGGACACAUCGGACAUGUAGCUGCAGGAGCUGGGGAUCGGACCCCUGACCUACUGGUUGAGAGACUAUCUACUCUAACAUUGAGCCACAGCCGCCCCAUAGUCGAGCUUUUUCUAGUGGUUUCCAACCUUUUUUGUCUCAUGACCCCACUUUGACUUCACAAAACUCUGGGGACCCCUUCAGCUCAUUGAUUAAAUUCUAAUUAUUUUUUUCAAUCAUGUGACAGUUUUUUUUUCUAGUGUUUUAAAAUUCAUUUCAGAUCACAUUAAGGCCAUUUCGUGUAUUUUAUUGUGGACAGAGUUAGAAAAAGCCAGGAUGAGUGAGGAAUUUAUUUUUCUCUGCGCUGCAUAUGUACAGCCAGGUGAGCAUGUAUGAAAGCUGGACGCAUGACGCCUGGAUGAGAGACAGACAGAUGUACUGCAAGUUUGUUUGUUUUUAGCACGGGCCACGGCUCACGUUAGCCCGUGCUAAAACAGGAAGGAAACUACAAAUAUGUUUUUAUUGAUCAGUAAUAAGACAUUUCAUGGGACCCCAUUUGAAUACCAUGUGACCCCAAGGUUGGGAAAACCUGCAUUAGAGGCAAAGACAGUAAUUUGCUAACACUUUUUUAUCAGUAAAACUGUUGAGUUGAGAUGAAAUUUGUAACAGUAUAGACUUGUGUUAACUUUCAAACAGUAUACUUGUUACAUCAUUGUUGUAAUGCUCAUUUAAUUUAAUUCCUGUCUUUUCCACACAUUACUGCCAAAUGUGCCUUUAACAGUCCAGGAUAACAAGUCUGAAUGGGGUAAAGCGGCGCUAAAUGCAUAAUGUUCAACCAAUGCUGUAAACACGUUGACACAUUUAGAAACACUGUCAGCAGAGAUGUGGAAAAAAAUCCUUUUUCCUCUCUGUGAAGGUUUGAAGUGUGCUGAUUGACGAUGUGAAAGAAGUGACUCAUGUAGUACUCGAAGUCAACGAGGGAUAAAGAAAAAAAAAACAUCAGCUUACCCACAAAUGCAUCAAAGAGAGUUUAUCACUUUUGAAAGUUAAAGAAGAGAUCCAGGACUUGAUUGUGCAUUUACUAUUUGACAGAGGGCUCUCUUUCAGCUUUGACUCUGGAGUUGUGUACAGUUUGAUAAGUUGUUCAAGCAUGGCUGUGUAUAGCUUUUACCACGAUGCACACUGUCCUAAUGAAUCAGCGCAUUAUGAAAACAGUCCUUCCACCCAGGUAAUGCACGUUAAAAAAUGUUUAUUCUAUCAUUUGUACAGUUUGAAAGUAUGACACUGAAAUACCUUUGCACAGACAUCAUUGAAUCAGACUGUAUUAGCAUGUCAGUGAUCAUUGCUGUAUUAGUGUAAUGCAACAUCUGCAGCCUAUAUGCUUCAUGGACUGUGCUGUUAUUUUUGAAUGUACUUCAGAGUCUGUAUUAUAAAACACAUUAUGUAUAAACUCAUCUCUCUCACUCAAGAAGAAGCUCAUCUUUCAGUGAUUCAGUUAUAAAAAAGCCUUUUCGCAAUCACUUAUGUCUGAUGAGGGGAGCGUGGGUUUGGGUAAACCGUCUUGUUAAUAAAUCUCAUCAUGAGUACUGACAUAAAUAUUUAUUUUGCACAGUAGUUCUGUUUAUUAGUUGGAAGAUUAGAGACAUUAUCAUACAAAUCAUCUCAUUGCUAUCUGUUGAAAUCUGCUGCUGCUGCUGCUGUAUAGUUGCUUUUCUGCUGUUUAUUGAACAGGAGAUGUAUUGAUUUGAACACCCUGAGUGUGGUAGUGAAUAUUAAAG
Labrus bergylta (ballan wrasse) is the source of this 3637-nucleotide messenger RNA. Its product is annotated as delta-type opioid receptor. NCBI's taxonomy places the organism in Eukaryota, Metazoa, Chordata, Actinopteri, Labriformes, Labridae. Gene Ontology annotation, biological process: sensory perception of pain; G protein-coupled opioid receptor signaling pathway; neuropeptide signaling pathway. The record is from RefSeq and is a predicted model, not a curated record. Gene Ontology annotation, molecular function: neuropeptide binding; dynorphin receptor activity. Gene Ontology annotation, cellular component: neuron projection; plasma membrane.